UUGGGGGCGCCCGUGGGGCCGAGCAUCCCUAUCCCCGGCCCGCUGGCCCCUGCCCCCCGCCUGCCCCCCGCCUCACGCCUGGCCGCCCCGCCCCGCCUUGACCCCCGGCGGCCUCCGGAGCCCGACGCGCAGGGCAUAGACUUCUCUUGUCUUGGUUGGAUGCACAAAUCUGUGUGCAGUGCUUUUUGCCCGUUGCCUAGACGAUCACUUGGUUUCUCUGAGGAUGUCUGGUUCUCGUAAAGAGUUUGAUGUGAAGCAGAUUUUGAAAAUCAGAUGGAGGUGGUUUAGCCAUCAAGCAUCAUCUAACUCUACAGUUGACAGCCAGCAGGGAGAAUUUUGGAAUCGAGGACAGACUGGAGCAAACGGUGGGAGAAAGUUUUUAAAUCCAUGUAGCCUACAAUUGCCUUUGGCUUCAAUUGGUUACCGAAGGUCCAGCCAACUGGAUUUUCAGAAUUCACCUUCUUGGCCAAUGGCAUCCACCUCUGAAGUCCCUGCAUUUGAGUUUACAGCAGAAGAUUGUGGCGGUGCACAUUGGCUGGAUAGACCAGAAGUGGAUGAUGGCACUAGUGAAGAAGAAAAUGAAUCUGAUUCCAGUUCAUGCAGAACAUGGAAUUCUGAAUUGUGGUGUUGGAAUAAUAAAUAUAGACCAGUCAUCUAUAAUCAUUUGUAUAAUGAAGAGAGGGGCGUAUCUUUACAUAGGACUUCCAACAGUAGUGAGACGUUAUCAUCCUGCCAUACUAUGGAGCCAUGUUCAUCAGAUGAAUUUUUCCAAGCCCUUAAUCAUGCUGAGCAAACAUUUAAAAAGAUGGAAAACUAUUUAAGACACAAACAGUUAUGUGAUGUAAUUCUAGUUGCUGGUGAUCGCAGAAUUCCGGCUCAUAGGUUGGUGCUCUCCUCGGUCUCAGACUAUUUUGCUGCCAUGUUUACUAAUGAUGUCAGGGAAGCAAGACAAGAAGAAAUAAAAAUGGAAGGUGUUGAACCCAAUUCACUAUGGUCCUUGAUUCAGUACGCAUAUACAGGCCGCCUUGAAUUAAAAGAAGAUAAUAUUGAGUGCCUGCUGUCUACAGCUUGCCUCCUUCAGCUUUCACAGGUUGUGGAAGCUUGCUGUAAGUUUUUAAUGAAACAGCUUCACCCAUCCAACUGCCUUGGAAUCCGUUCUUUUGCUGAUGCCCAGGGUUGUACAGAUUUGCAUAAAGUGGCUCACAAUUAUACCAUGGAACAUUUCAUGGAAGUAAUUCGAAACCAGGAAUUUGUAUUAUUACCAGCCAGUGAAAUCGCAAAGCUCUUGGCAAGUGAUGACAUGAACAUUCCUAACGAGGAGACAAUACUGAAUGCACUUCUUACUUGGGUCCGUCAUGAUCUAGAACAGAGACGGAAAGAUCUCAGUAAACUUUUGGCUUAUAUUAGGCUACCUCUUCUUGCACCACAGUUCCUGGCAGACAUGGAAAAUAAUGCACUUUUUCGGGAUGAUAUAGAAUGUCAGAAACUUAUUAUGGAAGCAAUGAAGUACCAUUUAUUACCAGAGAGACGACCCAUGUUACAAAGCCCUCGGACAAAACCUAGAAAGUCAACGGUUGGAACAUUAUUUGCAGUUGGAGGAAUGGAUUCAACAAAAGGAGCAACAAGCAUUGAAAAGUAUGAUCUUCGUACAAAUAUGUGGACUCCUGUAGCAAAUAUGAAUGGGAGGAGGCUACAGUUUGGUGUUGCAGUGUUAGAUGACAAACUGUAUGUGGUUGGAGGAAGAGAUGGACUGAAGACUUUGAACACUGUAGAAUGCUACAAUCCCAAAACAAAAACCUGGAGUGUGAUGCCUCCUAUGUCCACCCACAGGCAUGGCCUUGGUGUGGCUGUAUUGGAAGGUCCCAUGUAUGCAGUAGGAGGACAUGAUGGCUGGAGCUAUCUGAAUACAGUGGAGAGAUGGGACCCUCAGGCUCGCCAGUGGAAUUUUGUUGCCACUAUGUCCACCCCCAGGAGCACAGUAGGUGUGGCAGUACUAAGUGGAAAGCUUUAUGCAGUUGGUGGUCGUGAUGGAAGUUCUUGCCUCAAAUCAGUAGAAUGUUUUGAUCCUCAUACUAAUAAAUGGACACUCUGUGCACAAAUGUCAAAAAGGAGAGGGGGAGUAGGAGUAACUACCUGGAAUGGAUUGCUGUACGCAAUUGGAGGACAUGAUGCUCCUGCGUCCAACUUGACUUCCAGACUCUCAGACUGCGUGGAGAGAUAUGAUCCCAAAACAGACACGUGGACUGCAGUGGCAUCUAUGAGCAUUAGCAGAGAUGCAGUGGGGGUCUGUUUACUUGGUGAUAAAUUAUAUGCUGUUGGAGGGUAUGAUGGACAGACUUAUCUUAAUACAGUGGAGGCUUAUGAUCCGCAGACAAAUGAGUGGACCCAGGUUGCUCCACUAUGCCUAGGAAGAGCUGGGGCUUGCGUUGUAACUGUCAAAUUAUAACAUAGUGCUUUGUUUUCUAAAUGAAGAUUUCAUCUGCCUCAUGAAUUUAGUAAAAUUAUUCUCCUACCAAUGGAUACAUUUUUAGCCAAUUUGCAAUGCCGCAUUCCUGGGCACAGAGUGCCCAAUCUCAAAGCGAAGAGGAGGAACAAGAGGAUGACCCAGGAUUAAAUCCUACAUUUCUCAGUAAGUCAUUUCUCAGCAAAUCCAGGCUACAGCUGGUGGACUGUGAGCAUAUGUUCCCGACAUAACAUAUGAGGACAAAUGCACUGCUCCUCAACACGACCCAGUGUUAGCUGGGAAUGUCAUUUAUUAAUAAUCAAUCACAUUUUACUCACUUUAUCCAGAUUUCUUUUACUACAGUGCAUAUAUGCCAGAUAACACUUUGAACGUUUGCUUUGUAACUUUAUCGUACAUUAGUUGCCGUAAUUUUUAUCCAUUUGUUCAUUUAACCACAACCGCUGCUUUAAUGACAUACUAAACACUAUGCUGAUAUUCAGUUUUCAGAAAUAGCUGCAUUAUAUAUGCUUUGAUUGUGGAUUUUAUUUCUCAGUCGGCUUAGUCUCAUGAAUAAAGAAAAAUGAGAGUUAAAACAAUAAUGACCAAAUGAAAAUGAAAUGAUCUUUGGGUUCUUUUAAAAUAUUCAUCCUAUUAUAUUUAGAUUCACUAAGAGCUAUGCAUUAUGAUAUUCUCAAAUUGGAACUGAAACAUAGUGUUUUGCAUUAAAUUUAAGAUAUGCAAAAUUAUGGGGGUGCCUGGGUGGCCCAGAUGGUUGAGAGUCUGCCUUCGGCUCAGGUCAUGAUCCCAGGGUCCUGGGAUCGAGCCCCACAUCGGGCUCCUGGCUCAGCAGGGAGUCUGCUUCUCCCUCUCCCUCUGCCUCUGCCUCUCCCCCUGUUCAUGCUCUCUCUCUCUCUCUCUCUCUCUCUGUAUCUCUGUGUCUCAAAUGAAUGAAUAAAAUCUUAAAAAAAAUAAAAGAUAUGCAAAUUUAUGUAGAGGAAAUGAAUGUCAUAUGCCCUAAAAUGUUCUUUCACCCAAGUAGCACUUAAUUAUAUGGAUUUGUUUUCUUUUAUAUUAUAUAAGAUGUUUUGAUUUUGAUAUUGACAAAACUGUUUGGAUAUUUUUAUGUUCUUAAGUCUGGAUUUGCCUCCCUUGCUUUGUUUCUCACAUUUUGCUGCAGUUAGUAACCCUUUGUGCUUCUUUGUAAUCAAAUAGUUUGAGGGGAAUGGGAUUAUUGAAUGUUUGAAAAAUAAGUUUGAAGUGUUUAUUACCCAAAGUUUUGUACAUUUGUAAACUCCAAUUACACAUGUGAAUGUUAAUAUUCUCAGUGAAUUGUUUCUUGUCGGCAAAAAUGCACUGGGCAGUAACAUUUUAUGAUAAAUCCUUUAAGAUAUAAAAAUCAUUAAUUUAUGUCUUAAUAUAAAAAUGAGUAUAAACUAAAUACCCAUCUUUUAAAAUACAGAACUGUGGUUAAUGUGCUUUUACAUUUUAUAUCAAGGUAGACUUCAUUUUAGUUGCUUUCUUUAAAAAAUUAAACCAACUCUUUUUUUGGUGGGGGGUGGGGCGGGUGGGGUGGGAGGCAGCCAAUUUUGAAUGCUCUUGAAAUGUUUCUACCCUGGAAACCAAGAAACUGAAUACUUCCAUUCCCAAAGCAAAUCUUGUGGUCAUCUUAUUGGUGUGGCCACAAAGAAAAUAAUAGUGAAAAAUACAUUAAUGUUUUCUAUAUUCAUUAUAUUAUGGAUAUAAAUUCAAUUAUUUUCAUGACAAGGAGGGAUCAGCCUUAGAGUAUAUUUAUGUAUUUAGGGGAAGAGAGAGGAAAAGAAGAGGAAAAGUUACAGGAAACAAAACAAAAAAAUCAAAAGCAGAAAUGUGUUAGCACAUCAUCACCUUCUUGGGGAGGCUCAGGCCUGUGAUUUGAAAGGAAUUUAUACUUGUACAAUACAAGGAUUUAUACUUGUGAUUAUUCCUUUGAACACUCACCAUCCACUCUCUGAGGACCUUCCUUUCCUUAUGGGAUUCAUGAACAGUGCCUUUGAUUUUUCUACCUUGAUAGAGGACCUUUUUAAUGCAGUUUUGUACAGUUGACGCUUGAACAACACAGGGGUUAGGGGCCCAACUCCCUGCACAGCAAAAAAUCUGCAUACAAUUUUUGACUCCCUUGAAACUUAACCAGUGACAGCCUACUGUUGACCAAGCCUUACCAAUAAUGUAAACAGUUGAUUAACACAUAUUUUGUAUAUUGUAUGUAUUCCUACAAUAAAGUAAGCUACAGAAAAGAAAAUGUUAUUUAAAAAAUCAUAAGGAAGAGAAAAUAUAUGUACAGUACUGUACUGUAUUUAUCAAAAAAAAUCCUCAUCUAAGUGGACCCAUACUGUUCAAACCUGUAUUGUUCAAAGGUCAACUGUGGUCAAGAGGACCUGCUUUCCUGAAUACUAAUAAAGAGAACCAAUUCUUUCUGGUGACAGAACGCUCGCCAAAACAUUCAUUCUUCUCGUCUGGGGUCUUAUAACUCUGGAGGAAAAUACGACUCUUCUUUGUAUCCAUCAUCCAACAUUGCUGCCUUGACUUAUACUUGCUUGUUCAUUGAUGAUGAUACCUAGAUGCUCUUUAUUUUAACCUCAAUUAGUGAUACCUUAUAAAAAUAAUAUUUGUUAGUAAUUAUUGAAUGCUUAUUAUGAAUUAAGAACCAAGUUUUUUGCACGCAUUAAUGCACUUAAUCCUCACAACAACCUUAUGAGGUAGGUUCCAUUAUUAUUCUCAUUUUUACAGAUGAGGAGACUGGGGCACAGAGAAGUUAACCCCAAGAUCAUAAUAUAGCAAGUAAGUGGUAGGACAGGAAUUUGAAUGCAGGCACUCUGCACUUGAGAGUCCAUACUCUUAUUUCUUUCUCUAGGUAGAAAAAGAGAGGUUUCAUUUUAAUAAAUGAGGAAUCAUUUAUUUUAAUAAAAAGAAAAUGAAGAAGGUUUAUGCUUUUGGAAGUAAAAUUUAUACCAGUUAUACCCCUCUCAGAAAAUUUUGGUUCUUUAGUCUCAUUGGGGAAAUUUUGUUUAAAUCUCUUAUAGAAUUUUACGUACAAAUUUGCUUUAGAAAAGUAAAUGCAAGAAAACACGAUAUAUACUUCACAUUUUAUAAAUAUUAGAUGGAUUGCAUGGUAUUUUGGAUGACUGAACCAUAAACAGAUUUAUUUAUCAAAAAGGCUUUAUUGCCAAAAAAAUUAGAUGACGUAGAUGAAAUGGACAAAUUCCUAGAAACACACAAAUUACCAAAACUGACUCAAGAAGGAAUAAAAAAUCUGAACAGACCUAUAACAAGUAAAGAGAUUGAAUCAAUAAUCAAGAAUUCCCAACAAAGAAAAUACAGCAGUAGAUGGGUUCACUGGUGAAUUCUGCCAACCAUUUAAAGAGAAAUUAACACCAAUUCUUCUUAAACUGUUCCAAAAAAAAAAAUAGGAGAAACACAUUCUAAUUUAUUCAAUAAGGCCAGCAUUAUCUUGAUACCAAAGCCAGACACAGACAGAUUGUACACUAUGACAAAGUAAUAGUUAUUGCAAGAAUAUGGGGAUGUUUCAACAUAUGAAAAUCAGUCAAUAUAACAUAUCACAUUAAUAGCAUGAAGGGAGCAACAUUGUCCUAGUUGGACAAUGACAUGAAAAUAAAGCUAUUUGUUAUAAAAAAAAAAAUUGAAUGAAGGGGGAAUGAACAACAUGAUCAUCUCAAUUGAUAAGAAAAACAUUUGAUAAAAUCCAACACCCUUUCAUGGUAAAAAAAAAAAAAAUUCCACAAACUAGGGAGAAAUGGAAUUUCCUCAAACUGUUAAAAGGCAUUCAUGAAAAACCCAUGUUAACAACAUAUUAAAUGGUAAAAGAUUGAAAACUAUCUUCUUCAGAUCAAGAAAAUGCCCACUUUCACCACUGCUAGUCAACAUUGCACCAGAAGUUCUAGGAAGAACAAUUAGGCAAGAAAAAGAUAUAAAAGGAAUCCCGAUUUUAAAGGAAGAAGUAAGACUACUCUAUUUGCAGCUGACAUGAUUCUAUAUAUUAAAAAUUCUAAAGAAUACACACACACAUACACACACAAAACAAAACUUGAGUGCAAAUAAAUUCAGAAAUGUUGCAGGAUACAAGAUCAACACAGAAAUGUCAAGUGAUUUCUAUACAUUGGCAAAAAAAAUCCAAGAAGGAAAUUUUAAAAACAGUUCUAUUUAUAGUAGCAUUACAAAGAAUAAAAUACUUAGUAAUAAACUUAACCAAGGAAGUGCAUGGCUUGCACAUUGAAAAAUACAAAACACUUAUGAAAUAAAGAUCUAAAUAAAUGGAAAGACAUCCCACAUUCAUGGAUCAGAAGAAUUAUUGUUAAGAUGGCAGUAGUCUCCAAAUUAGUCUAUAGAUUCAAUGCAAUCCCUAUCAAAAUCCCACUGGCCCUGUUUUGCAGAAAUGGAAAAGCUCAUCCUAAAAUUUAUAUGGGAUUGGAAGUCACCCAAAAGAGCCAAAACAAUCUUUAAAAAGAACAAAGUUAAAGUUAAAAUCAAAUGCCAUUUCCUGAUUUCAAAAUAUAUUACUAAGCUGCAGUAAUCAAAAUAGUGUAGUACUGGUAUAAGGAUAAGUACAUAGACCAGUAGCAUGAAAUACAAAGUCCAGAAAUAAACUAUGGUCAACUGAUUUUUAACAGGGGAGCCAGGACCAUUCAAUAGAGAAAGAAUAGUCUCUUCACCAAAUGGUGCUACAACAGCAAUAUUCAUGUGGAAAAGAAUGAAAUGGGACAUUUAAUUCACAAAUGUGUAAAUAUUAACUCAAAAUAAAUCAAAGAUCUGAAUAUAAGAACCAAAACCAUAAACCUCUAAGAAGAAAACAUAGGUACAAAUCUUCAUCACCUUGGAUUUGGCAAUGGUUUCAUUUAUAUGACAUCAAAACACAAGGCAACAAAAGAUAGAUAAACUGGACUUCAUCAAAAUUAAAAGCUUCUAUGCAUCACAGGACACGAUCAAGAAAGUGAAAAGACAGCCCACAGAAUGUGAAAAAAUAUUUGCAAAUCAUAUAAAAAGUCUAUCCAGAAUAUAUAAGGAACUCCUACAUUCAACAACAAAAAGAUAAACAACCUAUUUAAAAAUGGGCAAAGGACUUGAAUAGACACUUCUCCAACAAAGGUAUAAAAUGGUCAACAAUCACAUGAAUAGACGCUCAACAUCAUUAGUCAUUAGGGAAGUGUAAUCAAAACCAUUUCAAAUCCACCAGGAUGACUAUAAUUUUAAAAAGAGAAGAUAAGUGUUGGAGAGGAUGUGGGGAAAUCGGAACCUUCAUACACUGCUGGUAGGAUGGUUAAAUAGUAUGGGUAUAGUGGAAAACAGUUUGGUAGUUUCUCAAUAAAUUAAACAUAGAAUUACCAUGUGACCAAGCAAUUCCACCCCUGGGUGUAUAUCCCCCCUACCAAAAUAAGAAACCCUGAGAACAGGUGUUCAAACAAAAAUUUGCAUAUAAAUAUUCGGAGCAACAUUAUUCAUAGUAGCCAAAAGGUAGAAACAACCCAAAUGUCCAUCACCUGAUGAAUAGAUAAACAAAUUGUGGUACAUAAUAUAAUAGAAUAUUUUUCAGUCAUAAAAAGAAAUGAAGUACAGAUACAUACUGCAACAUGGAUGAACCUUGAACACAUUAUGCCAAGUAAAAUAAGCCAGACACAAAAGACCACAUAUUGUAUGAUUCCAUUUAUAUGAAAUAUACAAGAUAGGCAAAUUCGUGGGGGCAGCCAGAGUCUGAGAGGAAGAGGGAGUGGAGAAUGACUGCUUAAUGAGUAAGGAGUUUCCUUUCGGGGUGAUAAAAAUGUUCUGGAACUAAUUAGUGGUGAUUACACAACAGGGUGAAGGUACUAAAUGUCACUUAUGACAAAUUUUAUGUAUAUUUUACAAUAAAAAGCUUAGUAGGUACAUUACAAAUUGUUAUUUAAAUGUUGUAACAAUAGGCAUUCUCUAUAUUGCUAGGAUUAAAACUCUGCAUUUACAUUCAUCCCAAAGAGAUUUUUUCUCAAUGUAAUGUGCAAGUAAAUGGAUUUUUAAGUCUGACAGAAAAUCUCUUUAGAUUUUAGAUUUAGAAACAGUGACAAAGAGGAAAUUUUGAUUGGAAGCUCUUUUCCAAUGCCUAGUACACAAAGGCAUCCCAUAAAUGUUAAAAGUCAAAGUAAGUAUCUUUUCAUUAAUUGUAUAAUGCUUAAAAUGUUUGUAAUUUCUUAACUGUUAUUGAACAAAUAUUCAGUAAAAUGACAUUUUACUGUGACUGGAUUAUAAAUUCCCAUGUAAUAUUUUCAUUCUAUUUCAUUUUUUAAUUGGAGUAAAAAAUCAAAUGCCAUGAAAAAUUAAAACCUACUUUUGGUAUUUUCAUCCUUCUCAAUCUCAGAUACCUUCCAUGAUUUAUAAAAAUGGACCAACUCCCCCACCAGAGACUCUGUCCUGACUCCUAAGACCUAAGAAAAUACCAUGUUUAUUUUGUAUCUUCUCCUGGGCCUGAGCAACUCUGGCAUCUUGUGAAUCUCUUGAAGAAAUACAGUACUGAUUGAUGUAGGUAUUAGCAUCACAACUAGUGUUUACUGCCACCCCAUUUUCCCUCCAGCCCUGGGUAAUUAUUUCCUUUAGCUAAUGAGAUGCAUCUAAAGAAGGCAAGGAAGCUUGGAAACCAUGUUCAGUGUCCUCCAUCUUUGCUCAAGCUGAAGUUGGUUCCAUUUGGUGACAUUUCUUUGUGGAUAAUAAACACAUAUUUAAUCAAGAUAUCGGUAAUUGGUUUUAUAUUGUUGAAUGAAUACUACUUGUAUAAUAUGUGCCUAAAGAAUAACUAAUAGAAGUUGGGAAGGCAAACAAUGACUCAGUGACCCUUUGGUUACACCGGGAGUGGUGGCAUACUCAAUGUAUUAACAUUAUCAUGACUACACUAGUUUCAAAACUAGUCAGAUUGCUUAUUUAUAUUUUUCUGAGUGAAUUCUACCCAGAAAGUCUAUUGUCACUUUUUAAGAGAGUACAAACACGCCACUUGAAAUUGAGAAGUAGAAUCCACUACAUUUUUAAAAUCGCUUUCUUUGAAGUUAUGCGUCUUUACAAAUCUAAAGUACAUGAUAAGCUGAGCAGUUCAAAAGAGACCUAGAUGGAGUAAAUUUUGUGGACGGAAAGAGGUCCUUGCGUAGUGGUGGAGCAAUGAGGUUAGAGAGAAGCUGUCAUUCAAAGAGCUGCCUGUGUCUGACAAGAAUAGCUGGGCUGUAUGAGGACUUCAAAGAAAGAAAAUCCCAGGUAGUAAGUUUGGCAAAAGCUGACCUACUUACCUGGCUGAUUCUGUAUCACAAACUCAGUAGCAAAGCUGCAGAGGACUGAGAGUGGGGGUGGGGGCAGCUAUUCCAAUUGAGAAUUCAUUUAUCUCAGAAACUUUCUGAUAAAAAAAUGUGCAUUGAGCAAAGCAGUAGGGAGACUAAAAUCUUAUAUAAUUGUUGAUCAUGACACAAAGGAGGGGAAAGAAUGUUAGUUCAUUAAGGGCAUAUACUGGGGUAUCUUUUUGUACCCACUGUAGCACUUAGCAUUUUACCCACUGUUACACCUUCACAUAAUAGGCUCUCGCUAAUUACUGGUUGAUGUAAAUAUGGAGUAGACUUGGUCUUUGAGGUCAGGCACCGCAAAUGUAUUGAAAUGUGGGUUUAUAGUAACACAAAUUCUGAAAGAUAGAACAAAAAGAAUUUAUGAGAUUUCCUUGUUCACAUUUUGAAAGAGGGUUAUGACAUAAGGAGAGGGGUAGAAAGCAUGUGCAUGGGAGUGAGAAAACUAGAAUAUGGUCGGGAAGGAAGAAGCAGCCCAGGCUGACUGCUGAGGCAUCAGAUACAUGCAGGGCGAUGGAGGGAAAUGUUGGCUCAUUUAUUGUUUUUUUCAAAUUAAGAAUGACAGUCAUCGUUUCUAUCUGCACAUGACUCCAAAAUAAUAUGAAGAAGCUCCAGAUGGUUAUAAAUAAUGCCGGGGAUGCAGUCUA
Mirounga angustirostris (Northern elephant seal) is the source of this 10427-nucleotide messenger RNA. It is a transcript of the gene KLHL5, whose product is annotated as kelch like family member 5. NCBI's taxonomy places the organism in Eukaryota, Metazoa, Chordata, Mammalia, Carnivora, Phocidae. The coding region runs from base 224 to 2446 and encodes 740 amino acids. Gene Ontology annotation, molecular function: protein binding. The record is from RefSeq and is a predicted model, not a curated record. The transcript is spliced from 13 exons.